AUGCCUGAAACAACUUGCCCUGCGUGCAACAAAAAACUCACAUUGAUAACCGGUUACAGCCAGCACCUUGCUCGAACCAGCAACCCUGUUUGUCGAGCUCUCUACCUCUCUUCACAGGACUUCAACCUUCCCCCUACUCCAGAACCAAAUCUGCCACAGUUUGAAGGAGAACAUUUUGGGAUGGACGACGAUCUUGAGUGGCAAGGGUUUGAUGAGCAGAUCAAUGAUUGUGGCGAUCCCACAGACGAGGAGCAUUCGGAUGAUGGCAGGGACGAUGAUGGCUUCAACGAGUGGGAACCUCCUCCAGCACAAGAGUCUCACUCCACAUACCCUAAUGGUGGUGAUUCCAACGACUCAGAAUUACCUCUCAUCCCUGAUAUUCCAGAAGACUUGAACACUGAUAACAUCUACGCUCCAUUUGCCUUGAAAAUCGAUUGGGAAAUGGCUCGGUGGGCAAAAUUACAAGGUCCCAGUUCAACAGCAUUUUCAGAUCUUCUUUCUAUUGAGAGUAUCAGUGAAAAUAUCGGACUCUCCUUCAAGAACUCACGUGAGCUGAACAAGAUCAUCAACGGUGAACUUCCAGGCCGCCCUGAAUUCAAAUGUGAACAGAUCAUCGUCGCUGGUCAAGUGUUCAAUAUUUAUUAUCAUGAUAUAAUUGAAUGUAUCAAAGUGCUCUUUGGUGAUCCGAAUUUCGCCCAGUAUCUCAUCUUUGUACCCGAAUGCCACUACGCUGAUGAAGACAAGACUGUUCGUUUAUAUCACGACAUGCACACUGGUAAAUGGUGGUGGAACUGCCAGAAAAAGCUUGAUGAGGAGCAUCCUGGCGCAACAGUAAUCCCAGUCAUAAUCUCGUCAGACAAGACCCAAGUGACCAUGUUCCACAACAAGACAGCAUACCCAGUAUACCUCACUAUCAGCAAUAUUCCAAAAGAGAUCCGCCAGAAGCCAUCGCGCCAGGCCCACAUUCUCCUUGCGUACCUCCCGACCACUCGCCUCAAACACAUCACAAACAAAGCUUCUCAGUGUUGCAUGCUUGCAAACCUCUAUCAUGCUUGUAUGGGACAUAUUCUCGCUCCCCUCAGCACUGUCGGCAUUGAAGGGAUCAAUAUGCGAAGUGGUGAUGGAGCCAUGCGACGAGGUCAUCCUCUUUUUGCUUGCUUUGUCGGAGAUUAUCCAGAGCAGGUCUUAGUGACUGGGGUCAAGACUAUGACAUGUCCAAACUGUGAUGUUCCCUCCGAUGAACUAGACCUGGCUGCUGUGCUUGAUGCACUCACCACUCUCGAUGAUGGUGGAGUAGCCUUUGUGCGUGCAUGCGCAGAGGCUGGUAUUAAGCCUAUCACUCACCCUUUCUGGGAGCCACUCCCGCUGGUCAACAUCUUCAAGUCUAUCACGCCAGACAUUCUCCAUCAAUUAUACCAAGGUCUUGUGAAGCACCUGCUUGCUUGGUUGUCCGAUGCUACCAAGCAUAGACAAAUAUGUCAGUUCUUGCUCGGCAUCAUCAUUGAUAUCAGACUCCCAAACAAUAUGUCCUCUGCUCGACUCCUCUGUGCUGUCCGUGGGUUGCUGGAUUUUUUAUAUAUCACACAAUACCCGUGUCACAGUUCUGAGACACUGUGUCUCCACAUUGACCUCGCAAAAGAUGCCUACCACUCCACAAACCACAAAAACGAGGAGAAAAUUCUAUGCCAUGAAAAAUAUAUCCAAGCCUUAUCGGGACAUCAAACUUGCCCUCCAGAUAUGUCAUUUUGUCGUACUCAGGUGAUGAUGAAGCAUCCAACUCUCAAGGCUGUCACCAUUGACAAGAUCAAGAGUGACUAUGGUGCCCUAUACUUCGCAAAUCACUUGCACGCUACAUUGCAAAAGCUGCACUUCCUGCAAAUGCCACAGAAAAUUCAAAUCCGACAAUGUCCCCCCCCCCCUCGAUUUGAUACUGCGUUAGUCAAUGAUGGUACAGGGUAUCGAGUUGCACAAGUCCGGGUGAUUUUCUCAAUCCCUCCUAAGGCCAUCUCCAUGCUAUUUCCAUCGACAUUCCACCCUCCGAAGCAUCUAGCUUACAUUGAGUGGUUCUCCCCCUUUUGUGCACCUGAACACAAUCAUGGCCUAUACAAACAACGCUUGGCUAGUGCCAUACCUAUUACCAAUGUACAUCGUAGUGCUCAUUUAAUUCCGCAUUUCAGUCAUGUUGCUCCUCGUGACUGGACUUCUGCUAAUGUCCUCGACGAGUGCAAAUCUUUCUUCAUUAAUUCAUACUUGGAUAGACACACCUUUGUGACUUUGUGCUAG
Messenger RNA from Suillus subalutaceus, 2283 nucleotides. RefSeq lists its product as uncharacterized. The transcript has 12 exons. The record is from RefSeq and is a predicted model, not a curated record. The coding region runs from base 1 to 2283 and encodes 760 amino acids. NCBI's taxonomy places the organism in Eukaryota, Fungi, Basidiomycota, Agaricomycetes, Boletales, Suillaceae.